Molecule: messenger RNA, 1662 nt
Organism: Sardina pilchardus (European sardine)
Lineage: Eukaryota; Metazoa; Chordata; Actinopteri; Clupeiformes; Clupeidae
Product: ADP-ribosylation factor-like protein 3
Exons: 6
Coding region: 713-1261 (182 amino acids)
Biological process (GO): cilium assembly
Cellular component (GO): cytoplasm; microtubule cytoskeleton
Molecular function (GO): GTP binding; GTPase activity
Source: RefSeq, a predicted model, not a curated record
ACCAUGGUGGUCCCGGUGCAGAGCAGCCCUAUAAUGGAUCCCAGUGUUUUCUGUGGCAUCUUUCUGGGUUCUUAGCCAAAUUUGCGAAGGGAAUCAUAUAGCUUUAACUCCAAAUUAGCACAGAAUCAUCAAAAUAAUUUUUAACAGUCCUGUUCGUGAACUGGUAGGCUACAUAUUUCCGUCCUAGUCGGAGUUGGACUGAUCGUGCCUUGAAUGUACAGCUCACAAUCUCGCAUCCACCGGUAGACGGCAGCAACGACUAACUUCAUUAGUUUAGGUUUAACGCCUACUUAAGAAGAUGAGGUAUGUUUGUUUGUCACAAUCUCAUGAAAUGCCAAGUAGCCAGCGCAUUGUUUCCAUAUGGAACACACAUUUGUUGUCAUUUUCAAGAAAACCCUACAUUAGGUUUAGGCCAUGGUAAUAAUAGCUUGCCAUUAUUUUAAUAAAAUUAACUAUAAUACAUUCAUUGGUUUUAUUGUUGAUGGAACUGAUACAAUUGGGUAGAAAGUGGCAUAACAUAUUGAUACAGUGUUGCAAAACUGCGACAGAAGACCAUUAUUUAGGCUACAUUGUAACAUGGAUGUCGGCUGCCUCAGUGACCUAAUAGCAGAGAUGCUAGAGCGACUGACAGCUUGUCAGGCCAGUGAUGUCAAAUCCCUGAAUUUGUGGGACAGUGCAUGCAUGAAUCCAGUCGCGCUGACCGCACCACAGCAUGGGUUUAUUAUCAGUCCUGCGGAGGUUUAAGAACACUCCGGACCAGGAAGUGAGGAUCCUGCUACUGGGGCUGGACAAUGCUGGCAAAACCACCCUGCUGAAACAGCUCGCCUCUGAAGACAUCAGCCACAUAACCCCCACACAGGGCUUCAAUAUCAAGAGUGUGCAAUCCCAGGGCUUCAAGCUUAACGUGUGGGACAUCGGAGGUCAGAGGAAGAUCCGUCCCUACUGGAGAAACUACUUUGAGAACACAGACCUGCUGAUCUACAUCAUUGACAGUGCUGACAGAAAGCGCUUUGAGGAAACAGCUGAGGAGCUGUCUGAGCUGCUUGACGAGGAGAAGCUGAGCAUGAUCCCCAUGCUGAUCUUUGCCAACAAACAGGACCUGAUGACGGCGGCCACUCCGGCCGAGCUGGCCGAGGGGCUCAACCUGCACACCAUCCGCGACCGCAUCUGGCAGAUCCAGGCCUGCUCCGCCCUCACCGCCGAGGGAGUGCAGGAUGGAAUGAUAUGGCUAUGCAAGUGUAUACCCACUAGAAGGAAAUAACCAUGGGAAGGAACCGUUUUUAGAAUUUGAAUGUGCUGAAUGCCAACAAAAGGCAUUGUGUAACAACUAUUUAGUUCCAUAAAGAUGACAAAUGUCAUGAUAAAUGAUGAUCUGUUUUUGGUGUCUGUCAUGGUACAUGGUCACAUCUCAUAUCAUUAUUCUUUUUGAUAACUUGAUGACUUAUGUAUAUUAAUACUAGUGACUAUGUUACAUUUGUUUGCACUAUAAUAGACUGCAGUCUCAGAGGAACUUUAAUAACCAUUUUAUUUUGAUAGUCUUUGCUUUUUUGAUACAAUACGUACACUUAUGCACUGUAAGAAUAAAGAAGCAGAGAAAUUGUACUUUUUUGUAAGUUGUUUACACUACUGCUGAAUACAAUGUCUGACUUUUUAAAUAAAGCC